AUGCAGCUCGAAUUUUCACAGCAAGAGAUACAAAGACCCUCAAGGAAGGGCAAGGAGCGUGAUCUCAUGCAUCGGGACUCACCUAGGGAUCCUCAGCCAACUGAUCUUGACGAAAAACUUAUUGCUUUUCGUCGUCGCACAGCAGCCGCUAGUCGGCCCAGAGACAAAUCUGAGCGGCCCGCUCCCCCACCGCCGCCGCCCGCUCGCCAGGAUCGUUCUCCAAGGCCACCUCCUCCGCCUCCAACUCGGCCUUCACCUUCACCAAGAAAGCAUCAUCUUUCCCCUCAGCUCGCCGUCUCGCGCCCGUCACAGGAAGCAGAUCCAGAUGACUUUUCUCGUCGCCUCAAAAUAUCACCUUCGUCUCCGUCUGCUCGACCGGCUCAAGUAGCCAAGCAGUCUCAUAAACUCUUCGACCCAGAUCGUGAUCCCAUACCAAUGCGACGUACCGCGGAACCUGAGACCAUGUCGGAUGCCGCCAGCUCUUAUGCAUCUCGGAAUGGUCCAAGAGAAACCGCUGCCAGGCAGCUCUUCAACCAUCGUAAAGAUGAUCCAGUUCGUUUCUCUGUCCUGGCUAGGACUCCAGGCCGCCCUACUCCUACCCCAAAGUCCUCGGGAGACUAUAUAUCUGCUUCUUCUACUUCAUCAUAUGCUGCUUCCCAGACCUCAUCCAGCUUUACAUUGUCCUCGACAACCGACGGCUCAUCCGCAUCCUCUGCGCUGUUCGAAGGACAACGCAAGUCGGCCGAGGAACAAGGCACCAAUGUCUUUGCUGUGCAGCUCAAAAAGCUAUACAGGACAAUUACCAGUCUCGAAUCCAAGGUGAAUCAGGAGGACCUCGAAGAGAACGAGGAUAGUGGCAGGAUCUUGCUGAAAGGUAAAGAAGUUGAGGACGAAGACCUUGAGAAGGAGAAGUGGAAGAAGAAGAUCAAUGAUCACAAGAGCCUGGUCGAGAACAUUCACAAUCUCCUCGAAAUCUCCUUGGCUCCCAGUGUUCCUGCCUCGCUCCGCAAUAUUCCAACCAAGUACAACAUUAUUGUACGACUAUGGACUUACGGGUUUCACAAGCUCCUAGAGUCUCUUCGGCGCUCCUCUUUCACUUCUCCGCUAGCCAUGGAGCAUCUCCAAGACUUUAUAUAUUACGCUUAUACGUUCUACACAGGCCUUUUAGAAGAGCCUGCCCUCAGCACCUUCAAAAGCGGAUGGUUGGAAGCCCUAGGCGAUCUUGCACGGUAUCGAAUGGCCGUCGCAGCAAUGGUCACUGGAAUUUCAAACGGUGGUGGUUCGCUCACAGCUGCCAAUGUGUCGGAAGUUGUUCGGAUAGCAGGCACACCAUCUUCGAAUGGCUUGGCGCCUCCCGUCCCAGCCGGGGCCAAAUCUGUCAGCGACGCACCCGCAGCCAGGAUCGAUGACUCUCCGUCGCCCAGCGUUGGGCUGGCUGCGGCGCGCCUACUUGACGUCGAACCUGAAAAGGAGCGAUGGCGAGGGAUUGCCCGGGAUUGGUAUGGUGCCGGAUUGGCCGAUCAACCUGGGACUGGUAAGCUCCAUCACCACCUGGGUUUGUUGAGCAGAGAAGUCGAAGGCGAAGAGUUGAGAGGUGUUUAUCAUUUUGUCAAGAGCAUGACUACCCUUCACCCUUUCAUGACAUCGCGUGAAUCCGUACUCCCUAUCUGGUCCGCCGCAGCUCAGGCUCGAAGAUCCCUUCCAGAUGCGCAUGUGCCUGACCUAUUCGUCCUGCUACAUGGCAUGCUUUUCACCAACAUCCAACUCGAUGAUUUCCAGCCGACCCUCGCACGGUUCGUUGAACGCCUGGAAAUUGAAGGCGCCGAAGACCGCGAGUGGACGAUGAUGGCUGCAAUUAAUAUCGGUUCCAUAUUAGAGUAUGGCAAACCCAGCGGUGUUUUGAAAAGGAUUGGUGGUGUUGGCCCUCGUGACUCAGGAACCGCUGCUGCCAUGCGUGUUAUGGCGAAGCGCGAACUUCUUGCCGAGGACAGAAUGGAUGUUGACGAGCCGACAGUCCAAGUUUCUCCUGCGCUCUCAGAAAUGGAGGCUGACUCUGGAGAACUCCCAUAUGCUUUCAAGCUUGCACUUCAAAUCACGUUCACCAUGUUAUCCCAUGUCUUGCGUCGGCCUACGCGGAAAACCUCCCCCUUUGCGCGUUCUACAGUGAACCCGUACCUUACAGUCGUGUUGACGUUCUUGGCAACUAUUCUUAAACACGAACCUUCGCGGGAAGUAUUGGAACGCAGUAUUCCAUGGGAAGAACUUGCUAGAUUCUUUGCCGUCGUGCCUCGUAGCAUCAUGACCGGGCAGGGAUUGGAUGAGCCCGUACCUCGUGAUACUGAACGAUGGAAUAUGGUGACAAGCAGCUGCGCGCCUCCUUUGGCGGAGGACUGGUGUCUACGCGGUAUGGAGUGGGUAGCGCGCAAAGUCUAUGAGCGAGGUUUCUGGAAGAGUGGUGAGGACCGAAAGGCAGAACUUGAAGUACUCAAUGAGUCGGAAGCGCAAGAAAUGACAGACGGUCAGAUUGAAGAUGAUGACAACGAUGAUGCAAGCGAGAGAAAGAGUAGCGACAUUGGCAAGCGAUGGGUACGCAUCAUUCGCUGUGCUGUGGGAAUAGCCAACGUUGUGGACGGGUUCACUUGGGUCCAAGGAACUCGCGAGUGGAGAAUUGAAGGAAAACUUGCGGAGAAGGUUGUGCGAUGGAGGGAGGAAGAUGCACACGAGAGGGAAGCGGAAGAACGCAGACGCCUGGGCAACCGAUGGGUUGACGACUCCAUGGAUAUUGACGACGAUCCAAUGGAUGCAUCCGAAGAAAGCGAAAGCGAUGAUGAAAAUGACACUGAUGCAGUGAAAGCGUUGAAGGCGAGGCGAAGAUACCUGCAAAGCCUCCUCCACUCCGGUCAGGCAUCACUCGUACCUAUUUCGUCGUCUCGUCGCAAGGGUCGUAAAAAUACCGAUACCCGCCCGCCCCUCCCGGUGUUGGCCGGAUAUACGGUCCUUGUUGUGGAUACCAACAUUUUGCUUUCUUCGCUUUCGAUGUUUGCAUCGAUUGUGGAGAGUUUGCGAUGGACAGUGGUUGUUCCAUUGCCCGUUAUCAUGGAACUCGAUGGCCUGUCAUCGAAUCCAUCACAAUUGGGUGAGGCAGCGCAGAGCGCGAUGACUUACAUGUCCUCCCACAUACGAACCCAUUCUACGUCAUUGAAAGUCCAAACUUCCAAGGGCAAUUACCUGACAACCCUGAAUGUACGCACAGAGGAAGUUGACUUCACGAACGGCGCUUCUGAUCGAAACAUGGACGACCUUAUCCUGAAAGCCGCCAUUUGGCACGACGAGCAUUGGGUGGAUCGAUCGGCUCUUUUGAGGAGCGAUGCUAUAGGUAGAAAUGUAACUAACCCUGUCAAGGUGGUUCUCUUGAGCUUGGACCGCAAUUUGCGGCUUAAAGCACGUUCGCGCCAACUACCAGCUGCGAGCGAAAGGGAUCUUGCAUCGAUUCUUUCAAAAGGUGUAUAG
Desarmillaria tabescens is the source of this 3510-nucleotide messenger RNA. RefSeq lists its product as uncharacterized. Gene Ontology annotation, cellular component: telomerase holoenzyme complex. Gene Ontology annotation, molecular function: protein binding; telomeric repeat DNA binding; telomerase RNA binding. The record is from RefSeq and is a predicted model, not a curated record. The coding region runs from base 1 to 3510 and encodes 1169 amino acids. Gene Ontology annotation, biological process: nuclear-transcribed mRNA catabolic process, nonsense-mediated decay. The transcript is spliced from 6 exons. NCBI's taxonomy places the organism in Eukaryota, Fungi, Basidiomycota, Agaricomycetes, Agaricales, Physalacriaceae.